UUCGUUUAAUGAUGUUUUCAUUCUGCACGUACAGGUUGCACAUUCAGGCUUGUACAGGUGGCCCUCCAGGGGGGCAGCCCACCCUCUCUCUCGCCGUGUCCUGCCCUUCAGGUGCCAGGUGACAGCCGCUGCGAUCUCCUCACCCUGCCUCCUCCCUGCUCCGCUCCCGAGCCGCCCGGAGCGCCGCCUCUCGGACCCGCAUCUCACCGAGGCCUCCUGCGCUCACAGCUGCGCGCUGCCCUGCCCGGCGGCUGCCAUGCUCUCCACGGGCAUCAUGGCCUCCGGCGGAGACUGCAGGCCGGCGGCCGAGGACACCGCCAGCCCGGUGCGCAGGGCGCUGCGCCCGGACCCGGGGCCCGCGGGAGAGGAGCCGGCCCGCUGGACCUACUUCCACAAGCCCAUCAUCAUCAUGGCGGCCGGCGGGCUGCUGUUCGGCGCCGGCACCGUGCUGGCCUUCCUCUACUUCACCAGGGCGGCCAAGGUGCCCUACGCCCUGGGGCCCGUCUGCCUGUCCAUCGGACUCAUGUUCCUGGUGACGGGGCUGGUGUGGGUGCCCGUCAUCAAGCAGAAGCUCCGGUACAAGGGGGUCAUCAGGAAGACGUGUGCCAGAUCCUCGCCAUGCUAGGCACGGAAUUCCUGGGCGCCGCUCGCAACGCCUCCUGCCCCUUAUUAGGAGACCUCAGUUUGGGACAUCUCAUCGGUUAAACACGCAGAUGCAUUCAGACCGGCCCCGUGAUGCUGCCCUCCUUACCUCGGCGAAAGUAAACGCAGUCUCCCCCCUCGUACUGUAUAUAUCCUCACAUAAACAACUCAUAUACGGCUUGUAUGUCUGUAUUUACACGCGUGGGUCCAUCUGGCCGCUCCGCUGUACAGUACUAUUCUACAGUGAUAUAUAGAAGCACAACAGAAGGGUCUCCCAGCUGGCUCCGCGCUUGAAAUCUAUAUGAGCCCCCCUGUUGUUUUUAUUCUGGUCGUUAUUGAUAAAGGAUUUUCCAGCGGCUGGUGUCCGGAGGGUCAGGCUCGCCCGCUUCUCCCCCGUCAGCUGCGGGUGGAAAGAAAAAAAAAAGCGAUGCACAACGCACCACGCGUAGAAUUUGACACGUUUCUUCACCGCUGCUGCCUGAUCCCUGCUGCCUGUGUGCAUUUCUUCCCUUGUCCCGGUGACCAGCGAUCCGAGAACACGCGUUAGGCCGGCGCCGAGGGCGGUGGGUCUUCCCCUGUCCUGCGGGUGGGACGCUGUCAGCCUGUGGCCUGCAGACACCGGGCGUGACCGAUGCGCCGUCUUUCUGGAAUGAUAUGCGGUCAGACCUGGAGUUGGCUGUCCACCCUGUGGCCCCUGCGCUUUCGUGAAAUCUGUACAAUCUUUCUAUAGUCUCUAAAAGUAAAAUACAUAAUCGAGGAUACUCUGCAGAGUGUACCGUCAUUCCCACCGUUUGGCGUCUUGGUUUCUCUUUCGUGCUUUCGUUAUUAACAGCAUGAGGGAGCCCCGUUUGUCAGUGCGGUAGCCCCCGGUGUUGUUUUGCGGGGUUCAGGGUGACGGGAGCUCCCUGCGGGGUUUUCGGUUAAUCCUGUAACUCGCAGAGCAAAACCACUGGAAACUAAAACGGAGCCCAGUUAAAACCCCAGCCCUCCAAGCCAGACCAGCGCAGAAAAGUUACAAGCCGCACCUUCAUCACUGAACUGACAAAUUGCUAGACCUUUAAGUGUCUGCCCGCUGAGUAACCCUGAACUAAAAUCUUAUUCUGAGUUUUUCCACCAGGUGGAGAUACCGUCCGGUGAAAUGAUUCUCGGGCUUAGACUCAACUUCUGAUUUAGUCGAGAUUUUCGUAUUACUGUAUUAUUUUAAAAUAUAUAUAUAUAAAGAGAUGUAUUAAUCUCAGAGACUGGACAAAAGUUUGAUACAGAUGAUCGCUUCCUUGGAAACAUCUGGGGUGACCUGCUUGAAGAAAACGUUGCGGUUAUUCACUCACAAAACUGUUCAUUUUUAUUGUAAUAAUGGUGUUGCUUCUUCGCCGGUGGACGCUGCUGACACACUUUGAAAAAAUAA
Molecule: messenger RNA, 2047 nt
Organism: Lepisosteus oculatus (spotted gar)
Lineage: Eukaryota; Metazoa; Chordata; Actinopteri; Semionotiformes; Lepisosteidae
Product: phosphoinositide-interacting protein
Biological process (GO): positive regulation of cation channel activity; phosphatidylinositol-mediated signaling
Cellular component (GO): plasma membrane
Molecular function (GO): transmembrane transporter binding; phosphatidylinositol bisphosphate binding
Source: RefSeq, a predicted model, not a curated record